AAAAUUUUAGAAAAUGAAGAGGUUGACGGUUGUGUAUUCCUCAUUUGUCCAAGCAAAAUUUUCAAGAUUAUGGUAUGAAGGGAGCAAGGAGUGCAAGGAGAAAAUUUUGAGGGUCUUCUCAUCGUACAAGAGUUUGAAGGAAGUGUUGAAAAAGUAUGGUAUGGUAUAGGCACGAUCAGACAAUUCCCACCAGUGACAUACAACUCGAAGACGAAGACGAGGAGUUGCGACAAUGUUUAAAGGAAAUGAAGCGCAGGUUUGGAAAUAUGGGAGCUUUACUUGCCGAUAGCAACGAAGCCAUGCAUUAUGAAUAUAUUUCGGCCAUUCUCUAUGCUUCGCUCUACACCAUAAAAAGAAUAACCAAUAAAGAGCUUAUCUUAGCCCCUCAGCUCGAAGUUGUUGGCGAAGAAAGUACUGGUCGGGUCGACCAUGCAAACAAGGCUCUUGAAGAACUAAUAUGCAUUACGGAGAGAAUGCUACAUCAAGUGGUCAUGGGUUUUUCUCAGAAUUUGGUCCAAUGUGAAAGUGCAUUACAGUGCAUUACAG
Molecule: messenger RNA, 546 nt
Organism: Rhizophagus irregularis DAOM 181602=DAOM 197198
Lineage: Eukaryota; Fungi; Glomeromycota; Glomeromycetes; Glomerales; Glomeraceae
Source: RefSeq, a predicted model, not a curated record